CGAUUACACAACAACUUGAUAUCGCAUCAUUUUUCCAUGUAAUUCCAAAGAGAUUAAACGUAUUUGCGUUGGCUGUCUUCAGAAGUAUCAUGGAGUAGUGUUUUUCUUUAAAAGCACUUGCACCAUUUGGUGCCCCAGCACAAAAAUAGUCAUCAUGGCGCUUUUCCACAAUGUGUUUUCUACGUUCUCCUCUCUUAACCGGGUGGUCAGAGUCAAACAAAAUGAUCGAAUACGAACCACUAAUCUGGGAAGGGUGGCAAGAGGAUGCCACCCUCUUUCCAGCUACUGAGCCCAAUGGCAUCCUCAAUUUCGAUGAGCUCCUCGGUGGCAAGAUCAAUAAUGAUUUACCCCUUGAAGCUGCUGAUUGUAAUGAUCUUAAUUGGCUGGAUGAAAAAGUAGAUUUAUCUACCAUCCUUCAAACUCCACCAACUGAAGAAGAAUAUCGUCUCAUAGAUGAUGCUGUCAAUCUUCUUUUUGAUUCAAGCAAUAUAGAUUCUUAUUUGUCAUCAGAUCUUGCCAAAAAUGAAUCGGAUAUAUAUGACACCAGCAUAAAUAGCACUCAAGACCAGGCAGCUUCUUCGAAUGAUUUUUCUUUCACUGCUCCUAGUUAUGAAGCUAUAUCUGAAGCUGGUUCUCCUGCACCAAGCUUUGCUGAUAAAUCUGAGUACCUAACAUCUACUGGAAUAUGCUUAUCACCACCAGGACAAGUCGUACCUGCUGAGAUUUGCCAGUCACCAUCUUACAGCAGUACUCCUAGGGAGAGAUCACCAUCAAGAGAUUUUUCACAAUCCCCUAGUGAAAUAUCUAAUUGCAGUACUCCUGGGGGACAAUCUACGUCUGAUGACUUAUGCCAGUCUCCUCCAGAUUUCAGCUGUUUUCUUGGAUCCCCUGAAUCCUCGGAUGUGUAUAGCCCAGCUCCAAGUGAAUUAACAUCAAGUUCUGUCAGCGAAGAGGCAACUGCUGAAUCUUCUGUUUCUGUCAUGGUAUGUGAUAUAAGUCCCGAAACCAUCUUGUCUGACAGUGAAGAUCUUAGUAUUGAAGAGGUUACAAGGUCUGUAAGGAAAAGGAAAUUUGUCAACAAUGGAAAGGAAAUACCAAAGAUCAGAGUUUCCUUAGAUAAUGUGUUCCAUCCGUACAAGAAAACUGAAGGUGGCAGACCUCGUAACAAAAAUGACAGAAAGAAGGUCCAGAACAAAGAGGCUGCAGCAAGGUAUCGAAUGAAGAAAAAGUUGGAGCAAAGAGAGAUCAUGGAUGAGGUAUCUACUCUGGAAUCCGAACAGAAAGAUUUACAGAAAAAGCAUGAUUCCCUGGUCUCGGAAAUUAAAUAUUUAAAAUCUCUUAUGUGCGAAAUUUUGCAGAAGAAAGGGGUACUUAAAUAAUUCAUUUAUCAUUAUUGUUCUUGUAGAUGGGGUCCUCAUUAGAAAUUGUGUAGUUAAUGGGCUCAUUAGUACUCAACCACCUGUAUUUUAUGUCUUUAUUUCUUUUUUUAAUCAUGUAUCACCAAAUAAAAGUUAUGUAACUGAAAA
Argiope bruennichi is the source of this 1526-nucleotide messenger RNA. RefSeq lists its product as uncharacterized. The transcript has 3 exons. Bases 171 to 1379 code for a protein of 402 amino acids. The record is from RefSeq and is a predicted model, not a curated record. Gene Ontology annotation, cellular component: nucleus. Gene Ontology annotation, molecular function: RNA polymerase II transcription regulatory region sequence-specific DNA binding; DNA-binding transcription activator activity, RNA polymerase II-specific. NCBI's taxonomy places the organism in Eukaryota, Metazoa, Arthropoda, Arachnida, Araneae, Araneidae. Gene Ontology annotation, biological process: regulation of transcription by RNA polymerase II.